Messenger RNA from Nicotiana attenuata, 982 nucleotides. RefSeq names its product protein trichome birefringence-like 33. Bases 1 to 855 code for a protein of 284 amino acids. Gene Ontology annotation, cellular component: Golgi apparatus. Gene Ontology annotation, molecular function: O-acetyltransferase activity. The transcript is spliced from 4 exons. The record is from RefSeq and is a predicted model, not a curated record. Lineage: Eukaryota; Viridiplantae; Streptophyta; Magnoliopsida; Solanales; Solanaceae.
AUGCUCGAAACUAUUCGAGGAAAGAGGAUGAUGUUUGUAGGUGAUUCAUUAAAUAGAGGACAAUUCACUUCCUUGGUCUGCCUCAUCCAUAAAGUUAUACCAGAUAACGCAAAAUCCCUCCAUAAAGUUGAUUCAUUCACCAUUUUCACAGCAAAGGAUUACAAUGCAACAAUUGAAUUCUACUGGGCACCAUUUCUUCUAGAAUCAAAUGCAGAUAGUCCUGGCAAGCAUAGGGUACCUGAUCGAAUUGUUCGAAAAGAUUCAAUAGAUACCCAUGGGCAACACUGGAAAGGAGUGGAUAUAAUGGUGUUCAAUACGUAUAUUUGGUGGAUGACAGGCCGUACAUUCAAGAUUCUGAAUGGUACAUUUGAUGAUAAUAUAAAAUACAUAGCAGAUGUGCCAACUGAAGAUGCUUAUCGUAUGGCGAUGCAGAAUUUACUGAGGUGGAUAAAGGGAAAUAUGGAUCCAAAACGAAAUAGAGUCUUUUUUACCAGUAUGUCACCUUCUCAUGCAUGGAGCAAAGAGUGGGGUGGAGAUCCAAAUGGAAACUGCUAUAAUGAAACAAAAAUGAUAGACGAUCCGAAUUACUGGGGAUCAGAUAGUAGAAAAAGCAUAAUGCAAGUUAUUAGUGAAGAAUUUGGUAAAUCUAAAGUGCCAAUUACAUUUCUCAACAUCACUCAAUUGUCAAUGCCACGAAAGGAUGCACACACAUCAAUUUACAAGGAGAGAUGGGGCCCUUUAAGUCCAGAAGAACGAGCAAAUCCCGUAAGCUACGCAGAUUGUAUACAUUGGUGUGUGCCUGGAAUUCAAGAUGUUUGGAAUGAGCUUUUAUUUGCAAAGCUUUUCUAUCCUUAACACUUUGAGCAUACAUCAUAGAGAUUAUCUAAAGAACUUGCCUCAAUACCUAAUGUGAUUUACUUUUUAUUUUUUGGACUUUUAUGGAGGUCCACCAUUUGUUAUUGGUUUAAUAAUAUUUGUUAGA